Messenger RNA from Vigna umbellata (rice bean), 841 nucleotides. RefSeq names its product 1,4-dihydroxy-2-naphthoyl-CoA thioesterase 1-like. Gene Ontology annotation, cellular component: peroxisome. Gene Ontology annotation, molecular function: 1,4-dihydroxy-2-naphthoyl-CoA thioesterase activity. The record is from RefSeq and is a predicted model, not a curated record. Gene Ontology annotation, biological process: phylloquinone biosynthetic process. NCBI's taxonomy places the organism in Eukaryota, Viridiplantae, Streptophyta, Magnoliopsida, Fabales, Fabaceae.
CAGAAAUUGAGUUUUAGAGCUUACCUUCCACAACGUGAAAAACUCUCUCACCUACCACCAACUCUCGUUCGUCCCAUUCACCAACUCUCGAAGAUUUCCGCUGUCAUCUUGUUUCUCAUGACAAGUUCUUCAUCAUAGUUUAUUCCAACCAAACCCAUUUUUCAUCGAACUUUGCUGAUAAAUGGAAAACCGGCAGCAAUCAUCAAAAACUUCUGAACUAGAUGCUCCUCUCCAUUCAAUUGGAUUUCAGAUUCAAGAUUUGUCUCCAAAAAGAGUAUCUGGCUAUCUCCCUGUUACACAAAAGUGCUGCCAGCCCUUCAAGGUGCUGCACGGAGGCGUGUCGGCAUUGGUGGCAGAGGCUCUUGCGAGCAUAGGUGCCCACAUAGCUGGUGGUUACAAAAGAGUGGCUGGGAUUCAGCUCAGCAUCAACCAUUUGAAAAGUGCUGUGCUUGGUGACAUGGUCUAUGCAGAAGCUACCCCUGUAAAUGUUGGCAAAACCAUUCAGGUAUGGGAGGUGAGAAUCUGGAAGCUUGAUCCUUCAAACAAAGAAAAGAGAUCUCUGACAUCAUCGUCAAGGGUUACUCUACUCGCCAACAUGCCUGUCCCAGACAAUGCAAAAGAUGCAGCAGAAACACUCAGGAAGUAUUCUAGACUGUGAAUAUUCCUGCUGUUUAAUUUACUUCUGCAUAACCAAAACUUUCUUCUUUUCUGAAAUACAACGAGGAAAAGAUUGUUUUGAGGGUCUAAGAAAAGCAUCACUGGUGCUUCAAAAUGUAAACCAUUGUAAUAAUGUAUUGCUUAAAUGGAAUGACAAUUUCUUGUGAUUAUAAACUGAUUAAUA